GCACCGCGCCUGCGCAGGGGGCGAGGCAGCCGCUGCGGGCGGCGAGGAGGCUGCAGCAUGGCGGCGCCGGCGGCGAGUGAUGUGAGACCCCCCUGCUCCGUGUGAAGGACAGACCGUUGGCUGAAGGGAAGAACCGAAACGUCCCAUAAAUGGAAGCCAUGAAGAUAUCAAAGCGUUCCUUUGCUUUUGGGAUUUUGGCAUGCAUAGCUAUUUAUGUUGCCUACAUCAAGUGGCACUUGGAUUCCAAACCUCUGGUGGCAGCAACAGAAGGAUUGGUUGAGAGGAGGGCAGACAAACUGAGCCAGCCGGCGCUGACCGCGGGGCUGGCCGUCUUCUAUGGGAUUAUGUUUGACGCAGGAAGCACAGGAACUCGCAUCCAUAUUUUUAAGUUUACACAGCAACCCAAAGAGACUCCCAAAUUAACCCAUGAGACAUUUAAAGCACUGAAGCCAGGUCUGUCUGCAUAUGCUGAUGAUGUUGAGAAGAGUGGCCAGGGAAUAAAAGACCUCCUGGAGGUGGCAAAGAAGGAAGUUCCUGUGGAGCUAUGGAAGUUUACUCCUCUGGUCCUGAAGGCCACAGCUGGCCUACGGUUGCUGCCAGGAGAGAAAGCUCAGAAACUGCUGGAUAAGGUGAAGGAGAUUUUUCAGGCCUCCCCCUUCUUCGUGAGGGACAACUGUGUGUCAAUAAUGAAUGGAACUGAUGAAGGUGUUUCAGCCUGGAUCACAAUCAAUUUUUUAACAGGCAGCCUGGAUGAUCCACAGAAGAGAAGUGUGGGGAUGCUGGAUUUGGGUGGUGGAUCAACACAGAUCACCUUCCUUCCACGCAUGGAGGCAACUCUGCAGACGUCACCUGCUGGCCACACGACUUCAUUUCAGAUGUUUAACCACACCUACAAGCUUUAUUCCUACAGUUACUUGGGACUCGGGCUGAUGUCAGCAAGGCUUGCCAUUUUAGGAGGAGUUGAGGGAAAACCCUUAGGAGAAGGGGAGGAAUUGAUCAGCCCUUGUUUACCACCUGGCUUCAAAUCUGAGUGGCAGCAUGCUGAGAUAGUGUACAAAAUUAAAGGACAGAAGGCAGGUGAGCCUCUGUACGAGUCUUGUUCUAACAAAGUGGCAAAGAUGCUCUACAAAAAAGUCCACAGAGCUGAGGAAGUGAAGGACCUGGAGUUUUACACUUUCUCCUACUACUAUGACCGUGCAGCAGAGGUUGGCCUCAUAGAUAAAGAAAAAGGAGGAAGCUUGACUGUUGGUGACUUUGAAAUUGCAGCUAAAUAUGUAUGCAAGACGAUGGAAAUCAGCCCUGGAAGCAGCCCUUUUCUCUGCAUGGACCUCACAUACAUCACCUUCCUCCUGCAGGAACUCGGCUUCCCCAAGAGCCAAGUCUUUAAGCUUGCCAGGAAAAUCGACAACGUUGAAACAAGCUGGGCGCUGGGAGCCACUUUCCACUACAUCGACUCGCUCAAUAGGUACUAAAGCUCCUUGGAGGUGACUUUUGGGGAAUCUCAGUUCUAGGAAGCUCAACACAGGAGAAUCUGUUGAAGGGCCUGGGGGUUUGGCUUCCAGAAUGCUUUGGGAGUUCCUCAUAAACUUGGGCCCUUUCCCCCUCAACCCCCUGCCAAGACCCCUCCAUCACUGCACUUUUAUUUGCAGCGCAGUGUCUGCUCUCUAAGGAAUGAGCCUUGAUUUGACAGUGUCUGCAGUCUGAUGUUCAAUUUUAAUCACUGUUGAAGGAAAACCAGGACUCUGCAGGCCAUCUGUGAUCUCUAUGAGAAAAACAAACCUCUCUUUUUGGGUGUUUUUUUGGAAUGUGCCUGUACUGUGUGCUUGUACUGUGCUGAAGUCGCUGUAGGAAAUGAUCACUCCAGAAGGAACUCUUUACCAUCCUGAUUCAGGGUGGUUUUUUCCUGUUGGCCAGCAGCUUUCAGUGAGGACUUUUCUUUUACUACUUCCGUGUUUGAAGGUGAACUUGUGUGUCAGUGCACAAAAACAAUGCCCUCGUUCCAGCAGUGGCUUUGAAAUGGGAAGUCUCAGCUCUGCUUUCCACUUGCUGAGCUGGAAAAGCUCAGGAGCGCUCUAGGAACUAAACAUGGACUCAAGAAGAAUAAAUCAGAGCCCAGAUACCCUGUAGGGUUAAAGCCUACAGCCUGCUGUUGGCUCCCUGGCUGUUAGGAGGUAGGUGGUGGAAGACUUUUGCUGGAUUUAAGUGAGUGAGGCCUGGGAGUUGGGUACAGGGCUGAUGAUGGAUUUGGCAGUUCUGGAGCUGGUCAGGGUGACUGAGCAGCAAGAUGCAGCUACAAAAAAAUAGGGCCUGAGCAUGGCUUCUUGGACCUCACAGACAUUUGUGCCUUGGCAAGGUUGCUGCAGGGCCUGGGAUAAAAAGCACUUCUGUGGGAUUCUGGGUGCUGCUUCCUGAAGAUGCAUCUCACUUGAUAAAUGAAUGUAUUGUUGCACUGAGCUGGGGCAGGGCAGCUGCAAUGCACCACUCCAGCAGUGUCCUGGAGGUGGGCUGGGAGUGAUCUUGGAGGUGGCAGGAGCUGGAGAGGGCACGCUGUAAUCUAACUGUGGAACUGCAUUGUGUCUGUCUGGAUGUUCAGAGCAGACCCCAGUGGUCUUUUGGGGUGCAAGAGUCCAGCCUCCUGAAGAGCCAGCAGUGCCUGCACUCAUGGCCACAGCCUUGUCCUUUCCAGGGGGUAGUG
Molecule: messenger RNA, 2695 nt
Organism: Dryobates pubescens (Downy woodpecker)
Lineage: Eukaryota; Metazoa; Chordata; Aves; Piciformes; Picidae
Gene: ENTPD6
Product: ectonucleoside triphosphate diphosphohydrolase 6
Exons: 14
Coding region: 150-1472 (440 amino acids)
Biological process (GO): nucleoside diphosphate catabolic process
Cellular component (GO): Golgi apparatus; membrane
Molecular function (GO): UDP phosphatase activity; GDP phosphatase activity
Source: RefSeq, a predicted model, not a curated record